Molecule: messenger RNA, 1596 nt
Organism: Sorghum bicolor (sorghum)
Lineage: Eukaryota; Viridiplantae; Streptophyta; Magnoliopsida; Poales; Poaceae
Product: post-GPI attachment to proteins factor 3
Exons: 5
Coding region: 288-1337 (349 amino acids)
Biological process (GO): GPI anchor biosynthetic process
Cellular component (GO): endoplasmic reticulum membrane
Molecular function (GO): hydrolase activity, acting on ester bonds
Source: RefSeq, a predicted model, not a curated record
CCUGUCGUCGUCGUCGUCGUCGUCGUCGUCGUCGCAUCGCGUCACGCCCCCCGCCCCGCGUGUCGAUCUGCUCCCCCCAAACAACACGGACGCACACGCACGCAGGAAUCAAUCACACACACGCACCAGGCACCACCCCCUCCCGUCCUCCCCUUCCCUGCGUCCCGGAGAGAGAAAAGUCUCCUCCUCCUCCCCUCUCCGCCUCGCCCCCUCUCAAACAUCCCCCGCGCCGAUGGAUCUCCGCCUCGCCCACUAGGCCGCCAGCGCGACCGCGUGUGGGUAGGGGGAUGGGGUUCCUCGGGCGGAGGCCGUGGCUGCUGUUCCUCGCCCUCGCCCUCGCUUCCGCGGCCGUCGCCGUCGCCGUGGAAGCCUCCGAGGGAGACGCUGAUCCGCUCUACAGAGCUUGUGUGGAAGGAUGCCAAAAGACAGGCUCCCUGAAGGAGACUUCUAUUAAACACUGUUUGGUGCCAACCGAUGGCCAACCUGCUGACAAAUCAUGGUACACGCACGAGCCACUGUACUUGCAAUGGAAGGACUGGAACUGCAAGAGUGAAUGCAGAUACCACUGUAUGAUGGAAAGGGAGAGUGAAAGGGCAAAGCUUGGCCUUCAGCCUGUUAAGUAUCAUGGAAAGUGGCCUCUGAAGCGUGCCUCUGUGUUUCAGGAACCUUUAUCUGCAUCUCUUUCUGCUCUUACUCUUGUUGUGCAAUUUAAUGGGUGGCUAUCGUUUUUCCUCUUGCUUUAUUAUAAGCUUCCUCUACGAUCAGAAACUCACAAGACAUACUAUGAAUACACUGGCUUGUGGCACAUUUAUGGGCUCCUUGCCAUGAAUUCAUGGUUCUGGAGUGCCAUAUAUCACAGUUGUGACACAACUUGGACAGAAAAGCUAUAUUUUUCAUCAGCUGCUGCCUUUCUGGGGUAUUCUCUCAUUUUGACAAUCCUGCGGACUUUAAAUUUAAGAGACGAAGCUUCUAGAGUUAUGGUUGCCGCUCCUAUUCUGGCUUUUGUAACAACCCACAUUCUGUACCUCAACUUCUACGAACUUGACAAAGGCCUGAACAUGAAGGUUUGUACUGUGAUAAGCAUUGCUCAGUGUCUCCUAUGGGCACUGUGGGCUGUCAUGACUCGGCAUCCUUCAAGGCUGAAGAUCAUAUUUGUUUCCAUUGGAGGUGCGGUUGCAGUACUUCUGGAAGCUUAUGACAUUCCUCCGCGAUGGGGAUAUGUAGAUGGCCGUGCAAUCUGCCUUGCUGUGGCUAUACCCCUGUCGUACCUUUGGUGGAGCUUUGCCAAGGAAGAUGCUGAGAUGCGAACAUCAGCAAUCCUGAAGAAGACACGAUAACGAGCAAAUAUGACAUCACCUGUGUGAUAAUUUUAUCUCUGCACCCAGCCAUUGUAAAGAUAAAAAGUUUCACUUGUAAUCUUAGGUAACUUAGUAUGUGAAUUAUCGUCUUAUUUUUGUUCCACGAUGUUUCCUGUCUCAGUUCAGAAGGCCAUAUUGUUUAAGGGGCCACUUCUAUUCUUUAAUUUAUACAGCAACUGAACACUUGGUAGUCUCGAGUUCAUCAACUAUAAUCUCAGAAGAUUGUUACCAUGCGUUA